AUGUCCAUCCACGCCAACGGCCGAACCCCCGCGCAGGCCUUUAGCAAAUCUCCCUUCCUCACCAGAUCGGACCUCCAAGAUGCAUGCCGUGCCAUUCUCGAUCCACUAGUACCCCUCUUCACACCAGGUGGUUCACGCGUCAAAGUAGGCACAUCUACGACUCGCUUCGACGAAGCCGGCGCCCAAAUCGAGGGGUAUGCCCGCCCACUAUGGGGUUUGGCAUCUCUACUGGGCGGCGGGUAUGACUACCCCGAGGCCGAACGCUGGCGCCAGGGAAUAAUCAGCGGGACUGACCCUGAACACGCGGAAUUCUGGGGUCAUAUCGAGGAUUCAGAUCAGCGAAUGGUUGAGAUGUGCCCGAUCGGGUUUGCGCUCGCUGUUGCGCCUCAUGUCUUCUGGGAUCCAUUGACAGAGAAACAAAGGGCCAACGUUGGUAACUGGUUGGCAAGUAUCAAUGCGCGCGAGAUGCCGAAUACGAAUUGGCUGUGGUUCCGCGUCUUCGCAAACUUGGGACUAAGAAAGAAUGGAGCAGAGUAUUCUCUAUCUCGCAUUGAAGCUGAUAUGGACCAUUUGGACACCUUCCAUGUUGGCGGGGGAUGGAGUAAUGACGGCCCCAAGAGCCAUCAUCAAAUGGACUAUUACUCGGGUUCAUUCGCGAUUCAGUUCUUGCAGCUUCUUUACUCGAAGCUAGCGGGAGACUUUGAUCCUGAGCGCGCUGAGCGCUAUCGUCAGCGGGCGCGAGAGUUCGCUAAGGAUUUUGUGCACUACUUCGACCGUAACGGCAGUGCCAUUCCUUUCGGACGCUCGAUGACAUACCGAUUCGCCAUGGUUGGAUUUUGGGGCGCAUUGGGCUUCGCAGACGUCGACCUCCCAGAGCCACUGACAUGGGGUGUCGUGAGAGGAAUCCUUCUCCGCCAUUUCCGCUGGUGGUCUACACAGGAGGAUAUGUUCAACAACGAUGGCACACUCAGCCUCGGAUACUCUUAUGCCAACAUGUACUUGACAGAGAACUACAAUUCCCCCGGGUCGCCAUACUGGUGUUGUCUCUCAUUCACACCACUGGCCCUACCGGAGACACAUCCCUUCUGGUCCGCACCCGAGGAACCCUACCCGAGCUCCUCUUUACCUGAAGUGGUGGCACUGAAGUAUCCCAAACACAUUGCCAUCCGUCGCGGUGGGCAUUCGUUCCUGUUGUCGUCCGGCCAAGCAUGCCACUACCCCCUCAAAGCGACGCAGGCCAAGUAUGGCAAGUUCGCAUACAGUUCUGCCUUUGGAUAUUCGGUUCCGACAGGUGGUUACCAGCUGGAACAGCACGCUCCAGACAGUAUGCUCGCAUUGUCAGACGACGGUGGCGACAUCUGGCAGACUAGAAGACUGGCCCUUGAUGCACGUUUCGAACAACCUGAGCCCAAUGGCCUACCUGUCCUUGUCUCUGGCUGGAAGCCAUUCCCAGACGUUGAUAUAGAGACUAUUCUCAUUCCCCCCACAGAGGAGAAUGAGAACUGGCAUCUGCGCGCCCACCGCGUGCGCACCGGUCGCGCUUUGCAGACAUCUGAGGGUGCCUUUGCUAUUUAUGGAUGUCGCAGCGAUAACGGUCGAAUUCUGGGCCCUAUGACUGGGGACGAUACCGAGGGGUCUAUGCAUGAUAGCCGGAGUGGAUUGGUGGUUUCAUCGGCUGGGGCUGUCGGUAUUGUUGAGCUUCAAUCGGGUACUGAACGGGCUGGGCGGAUUGUUCUCGCCGACCCUAAUUCGAAUAUUAUCCAUGGACGAACACUUUUGCCGUCGCUGUCCAUGGACCUGGCGGCUGGUCAGGAAUGCUGGUUCGUGUCGGCCAUCUGUGCAGUACCCGAUCAUCAACGGGAUUGGAAGGCUGCCUGGGGAAACAAGCCUGUUAUUCCGAAGUGGCUACAGAGCAGGAUCGAUGGCACAGCUUCGGUUUGA
Penicillium bovifimosum is the source of this 1941-nucleotide messenger RNA. Its product is annotated as glycoside hydrolase family 154 protein. NCBI's taxonomy places the organism in Eukaryota, Fungi, Ascomycota, Eurotiomycetes, Eurotiales, Aspergillaceae. Bases 1 to 1941 code for a protein of 646 amino acids. The transcript is spliced from 3 exons. The record is from RefSeq and is a predicted model, not a curated record.